CAAGAUCUCUAGUUACCAGUUCUGUUCCUAAUGUGUCAGCCAAUUUGAACCUCAAAAGCGCCGCAGACCUCUAUGAUUUCCCAUUUUUCGAGAUCCACGUUAAAAGCAUCUCUCCACACUUAUUUUCCUUAUCUUUCCAUGGUUUUCCCAUCAUUUUCUGUCGUAAGAAACUAUACCUUUCUACUCUAUAAUUUGCCGUUCAUCAUUUUCUUCUGUUUCCUGUUCUCCAAUCCCGAUUUCCUCAAUUGGAUUCUUAUUCCCAUUCUUUCAGUCAAAGCUUUUCCCCUUUUUGCUAAAGCAAGAAACUUUUUUCUUGAUCUUUUGCUUUUGGAUCAUUCCCAUUUCCCAAAUUAUCUUGUAAUUGCUAAAAAGAAAAAACAUUUUCUUGAUCUUUUUGGUUUAAUUUGAGACAUAGUUUCUAGCUCUGGGAAAUGGCUUCCAUUGGUGGUUCUUCACCUUUUCUCAUUGAAAGACAAGGAGAAAGUAGACCUGUUUUCACUUUCUCAACUUUUAGGCCAAGAAAUAUUAAAAGUUUGGCUGUUUUGAAAGGUUCAACAUGUGGGCUUUCUUUGUUCUAUAAUAAAGGGCAGCUUUGGAGGUUUAAGCCUGUCAGAGUAGCUGGUUCUGUCGAUGGUGUAGGUGGCGCUGCUGAGGAGGAUACACUUCAGGCUGCAAUUGAGAAGAGCAAGAAGGUUCUUGCCAUGCAAAGAGACCUAUUUCGGCAGAUUGCUGAAAGAAGGAAAUUGGUUUCAUCCAUAAGAGGUAGCAUUACUGACCAAAAUGAAGAUGAGGAUUUUCAUGAACGGAGGGAUAACUAUCUUCCCAUUCUGGAGCUUGCUUCAAGGAGCUCUGACAGAAUGGAUGAAGGCAAAAAUGGUAGCAUUCUUUCAAGCAGUCAUGUUAAUUCAACUAUGAAGGACAUAACAGAGAUCCUACCUUCAGAUGUAAUUAGAGAGGAACCUGAACUACAUUUGCCUUCAGAAGAGGCUUCCUCUAAUGUAGGUUCUACCAAACAGUUUAAAACCACUGAUUCUAAAGCAUUGAAAUCUGAUGUGCUUCCUUCUUAUCUCUCAAGUUCCUUGGAGACUGCCCAACUUACAGCUGAAGAGAAUGAAAAUUUGACCAAAGCAGGCUUGGAAGAGGCUGGUGAGGUAGUUGAUCCUGCAAUUGAAGGUGAAAAACCCCCUCCACUAGCUGGUGCAAAUGUCAUGAAUAUUAUAUUAGUAGCUGCAGAAUGUGCCCCAUGGUCUAAAACAGGUGGGCUUGGAGAUGUAGCCGGGUCUUUACCAAAGGCUUUGGCUAGACGUGGACACAGGGUUAUGGUUCUGGCACCUCGAUAUACUGAUUAUGCUGAACCUCAAGAUACAGGAGUUCGAAAGAAGUAUAAGGUGGAUGGUCAGGAUAUGGAAGUAUCAUACUUCCAAGCAUAUAUUGAUGGUGUGGAUUUUGUUUUCAUGGAUGCUCCUAUGUUUCGCCAUAUGCAGAGUAAUAUAUACGGAGGAAACCGACUGGAUAUUUUGAAGCGCAUGGUAUUGUUUUGCAAGGCAGCUGUUCAGGUUCCUUGGCAUGUUCCAUGUGGGGGCGUCUGCUAUGGAGAUGGAAAUCUGGUUUUCAUUGCUAAUGAUUGGCAUACUGCCUUGUUGCCAGUGUACUUAAAAGCUUAUUAUCGAGACAAUGGUUUGAUGUCCUUCACUAGAUCCAUUCUCGUUAUCCAUAAUAUUGCUCACCAGGGUCGGGGGCCUGUGGAGGAUUUCUACUAUGUGGAUGUAGCAGAACACUACAUGGACCUUUUCAAGUUAUAUGACCCCGUUGGAGGUGAGCACUUCAAUAUCUUUGCAGCAGGACUAAAGGCCGCUGACAGAGUGGUCACUGUUAGCCAUGGAUAUGCUUGGGAGCUUAAAACUUCAGAAGGUGGUUGGGGAUUGCAUGGGAUUAUAAAUGAAAGUGACUGGAAAUUGCGGGGAAUAGUGAAUGGAAUUGAUACGAAGGACUGGAAUCCACAGUAUGAUGUUCACCUCGAAUCAGAUGGUUAUAUUAACUAUUCCCUAGAAACACUAAAAACCGGCAAGGCUCAGUGCAAGGCAGCCUUGCAAAAGGAGCUUGGGCUGCCCGUUCGUGAAGAUGUCCCGCUGGUUGGUUUUAUUGGGAGACUGGAUCAGCAAAAAGGUGUUGAUCUAAUUGCUGAGGCAAUUCCCUGGAUGAUGGGCCAGGAUGUGCAAUUAGUCAUGUUAGGCACUGGCAGGUCUGACCUAGAACAGAUGCUUAGGCAGUUUGAAAACCAACAUCAUGACAAAGUCAGGGGAUGGGUUGGGUUUUCUGUAAAGACAGCUCAUCGUAUAACGGCCGGGGCUGAUAUUUUACUCAUGCCAUCAAGAUUUGAACCAUGUGGACUGAACCAACUGUAUGCCAUGAGCUAUGGAACAAUUCCAGUUGUCCAUGCUGUUGGUGGAUUGAGGGAAACUGUGCAGCCUUUCAAUCCAUAUGAAGAGUCAGGGCUUGGUUGGACAUUUGACAGUGCUGAUGCAAAUAAGUUGAUACAUGCAUUAGGGAACUGCUUAUUGACUUAUCGCCAGUAUAAAGAGAGUUGGGAAGGACUCCAAAGACGGGGCAUGAUGCAAGACCUCAGCUGGGACAAUGCUGCUCAGAAGUAUGAGGAGGUCCUUGUUGCUGCCAAAUACCAAUGGUGAGCUGUUUGUUCUCAAUGAGCUGUCCAUGAUUUUGACCUUCUAUCACUAGUUGAGUUGGUCGACUUUGCGGAAAUCCUGUUUUGAAGUAAUUGCAGCCCCUGGUGGCUGUGACUUGGAGGAAAACAAAGCACCAAGCCUUUGAUUAUUUUCUUCAACACAUUGCCAAAUGCCAUUGCGGGCCCCAAGCAAACACUCUUUGGUUUGCCUGAACAUUGUGUUGCAAUGGAAGAGAUAAAUAACAAAUACAUAUUUCCAACCUUUCAAUUCUACUUUCCAUCGACUUCCUCUUCAUUUUAAUUUCUUUUUUCUUUUACCUGUUUUAAC
This is a messenger RNA of Durio zibethinus, 3011 nucleotides long. Its product is annotated as granule-bound starch synthase 2, chloroplastic/amyloplastic-like. NCBI's taxonomy places the organism in Eukaryota, Viridiplantae, Streptophyta, Magnoliopsida, Malvales, Malvaceae. Gene Ontology annotation, molecular function: alpha-1,4-glucan glucosyltransferase (UDP-glucose donor) activity. The record is from RefSeq and is a predicted model, not a curated record.